Messenger RNA from Syzygium oleosum, 580 nucleotides. RefSeq names its product dirigent protein 19-like. The transcript has a single exon. Lineage: Eukaryota; Viridiplantae; Streptophyta; Magnoliopsida; Myrtales; Myrtaceae. The record is from RefSeq and is a predicted model, not a curated record. The coding region runs from base 17 to 580 and encodes 187 amino acids.
CCCAAUUCCUACCGCCAUGGCCUUAACCCUAACCAAGCUCUUUCUCUUCUCAUUCCUUGUUUCUUCCACCGUACUCACCGCGAGAUCCGAACUCCUAACCUCCAAGCGCGAGAAGCUCACUCACUUCCGCGUGUACGUGCAGGACAAAAUCGCCGGGAGCAAUGCCACCGUCGUAACCGUAGCCCAGGCAUCGACGACCAACCAGUCCGCCACGUCAUUCGGUCUAGUAAGGGUUUUCGACGAUGCGUUGACUGUGGGUCCCGAGAUGAGCUCCAAGAACGUGGGUGUGGUACAAGGCAUGGCGGCAUUUGCAUCCCAAAGUGAGAUGGCCUUGUCGAUGUCCCUGAACUUCGUGUUCACGGCGGGGAAGUACAACGGGAGCAGUUUGACCGUUGUGGGGAGGAACAUGUUGUCGUUGAAGGUGAGGGAAAUGCCUAUUGUUGGUGGAACUGGUCUUUUCCGGUUGGCCCGGGGUUAUGUUCAGACUAGCACUUACUCGUUGGACCUGAAGAAUGGACUCGUCGUUCUUGUGUAUGAUUUCUCUGUGUACCACUCACUAUUGACGGUUUCGCUAGGUUAA